AUGAAAGAGUUGAACUUCAACAUGUCUUGGGAAAACAGUUUUAAUUACAGCAACAUGAACCUCAACGUCAGCAACACUCAUUAUAACCAUAGUGAUUCCAUCGACAUGUUUUUGGCUGAAGAAAUCAUACAAUGGGUGGAUUGGAUCACCAUUGGCAUUGGUCUUCCUUUAAUUCUUAUAGUGAUGAUUGCAUUGUUUUUCCAGGUGAAAAAGGACCAAGGUGCUCCAGUCUAUGUCAUCAACCUUCUCAUCUCUGAUCUCAUUCAGCUCUUCUGCAGAUUUCUAUUUAUGCAAAUUAGUCAUAAUCUAUUUUCACAAAUCCCCCUUUUCAUCACAUGUUAUUGUCUAAUUGUUAGUGUUGGAUUCAUGAUGUGUGUCUCUUUUGAAAGGUAUCUGGUCAUCGUCAAGCCACUGUGGUACAGAUUCAGGAGAAACAUCAAGACAUAUGUGGUGGUCUGCAUUGUGAUGUGGUUACUUCCACUUUUCUUUCUGCUAUUUCUUUUUCUGACUUAUAAUCCUGUCAUCAUCUUCAUAGUUUUUUUCCUCCUGCCCAUUCCCUUGUUCAUCUUCUUCCUGGUUGGGACUAUCAAAGCUCUCUCUGGAGCGGUCAGUGUCCCAGCAGAUGAAAAACGACGAAUCGCAGCCAUUCAGGUUGUGGUGCUGAUUAUGUACACUCUGCUUUAUCUGCCCCUCAUUUUGCUUCUGGGUUUCAUUAUGAAAUCAAAUUCUCAAUUCAACAUUACUCUCUAUACAGUGGCUAUAGUUUGUAUUUGUCUUAGUCCUCUUGCUGACACAACUUUGUAUUUGUUCAUACGGAAAAGCAUCAUGGAUAAGUUUCUGGCUUCAAUCUGUUCUUGUAAAAUAUCUAACCAUCAGGAGACGAGCAGCACAGAUUAUGAAAGCAGGUCUGCAACACAUACUGAGACUGUUUAG
This is a messenger RNA of Xiphophorus maculatus (southern platyfish), 933 nucleotides long. Its product is annotated as proteinase-activated receptor 2-like. Lineage: Eukaryota; Metazoa; Chordata; Actinopteri; Cyprinodontiformes; Poeciliidae. The coding region runs from base 1 to 933 and encodes 310 amino acids. The transcript has 3 exons. Gene Ontology annotation, cellular component: membrane. Gene Ontology annotation, biological process: phospholipase C-activating G protein-coupled receptor signaling pathway; positive regulation of Rho protein signal transduction. Gene Ontology annotation, molecular function: G protein-coupled receptor activity. The record is from RefSeq and is a predicted model, not a curated record.